UCGCGCGGUGACGUCGCAGUUACGCUUCUCUUUUUAAAUCAAGGCGCGACUUGUUUGUGUGUCGUUGUACUUCAUCCGUCUGGCGUUCUUAAAGCGUUCAUUUAAAAGGCUGCCGAAAUGGUGAGGACGAAAGCCGAUAGCGUUCCAGCAGCGUACAGAAAAGCUGUUGCAGCCACUGCACCUCGGAAGUCCCUGGGCUCCAGUUCCUCCAACUCCUCCUCCAGCAGUCAGUCAUCUACACCUGCAAAGAACAAAUAUGCUGGUGGUAAUCCAGUGUGUCCCCGUCCAACUCCAACAUGGCAGAAGGGCAUUGGGGACUUCUUUGGUGGUCCCAGCAUGAAGCCUGAGAAGGAGAACCAGAGACCUCUGGAGGAUGAUGAGGAGGCCGGAGGCAGUGGAAUGUCAAAGGCCAACAGGAAGUCCAGACCACUGCCUGAUGAUGAAGAUGACUGAUUCCGUUUUGACCAAGUUUCAUCUGUGCUGCCUUUGCUGUAUCAGUUGGAAAUUUAGUUCCAUGCAGUAGCGAAGUGGGAGACGUCAUUACAAACAACCAAACAAAUUCAUACCAGGAAACUUCUGCUUUAUCUUAGAUUAAUGGUACGUUUGCUCAGUGAACCAAGGACAAGCUUGAAAGUCUUAUGAAGUUCCUGCCACUUAUUUCUUGCUGGUGGUCCAGGAAUUACAGGUGUGGAUGUUGAAGGUCUUAUUGUUGAUGUGCAGGGUUUGUUUUUUGGGGGGGGUCACUCCUAAUUGAUGUAUGUGUAUAUGGGCUGUGACAUCAGGAACUGGGCCUGGUGGUGAGUUGGUGCUGAAGUACAUCAUCCUGCUACAGAAGUGUGUAUUUGUAGUUUAAAUAGCGAAGGAACAAAUCAAUAUCAAAUGUUAAAACAGUUGAUUAAAAAAAAAACGGUACAUUCUAAAAACUGGAAAGCUUUUUAUUGAAAUUCUGAUAUUAAGUGUAUGUUCUGAAGAUGAAGCAUUUUUACAUUUCUGAUUUAAAAUACAGUUUAAACAUUUUGAGUACUUCUAAAUACUGAGUUACUGUAGAAUGAAUGUUUUUUUUUUUUUUUUUAAACCUGUGGUUACUUGAUGUUAUACUUUGGUGUGUGCAUGAUACAGUCACCAGAGCAGCUGAAGCUGAGAGCCGUUUGUUUUAGGACUAGUGUUUAUGCAAUAUCGUGAGAUUUUGAUGAAACUUCUGAAAUUAUAUUGUGAGUGUAUAUGGGCUAAACAUGCCUUUUAUUUCCCACUUUGCUACUGUCUUAAUGUACAUCUGUAUAUAGUAACUGCUGAAUUCAUUUUUGUAUAGUUUCAUUAAACUCACUUUU
This is a messenger RNA of Thalassophryne amazonica, 1328 nucleotides long. RefSeq names its product PCNA clamp associated factor (gene pclaf). Gene Ontology annotation, biological process: translesion synthesis; regulation of cell cycle. The coding region runs from base 118 to 453 and encodes 111 amino acids. Lineage: Eukaryota; Metazoa; Chordata; Actinopteri; Batrachoidiformes; Batrachoididae. The transcript is spliced from 4 exons. Gene Ontology annotation, molecular function: chromatin binding. Gene Ontology annotation, cellular component: nucleus. The record is from RefSeq and is a predicted model, not a curated record.